CUUGUACCUAACAGAGCUCAGGAGCAGUUUGCACUGUCGGGAACCGUCAUCACAAGUGCUCUCCAGUCACACUUCACGUCGUUCUCAACACACUACUUACAAAUGACGCUUAAUAACGACAGCGGCCCGUCCGCAAAGGUGCAUCUAUCUAAAGAGGACUAUGGCCUGCUCGUUACCUGGAUGGAGAUACCUGAGAACUUUGCUGCAGCUCAUGGCACCAGCAAGAAGACCACCGUCUCGAGAGGGUCCCAGAAGACAAAGACGCAGGCUUUCAAUGAGCUGGCGGUGUAUUUAAACACACACACGAAGACAUCUAAUCUUCCUACGCUUACGGGAGCAAACGUGCAGCAGCGCUGGCGAACAUACAAGACGAAGAAGUUCCAGCCAACACUAAAAAAGAGCCGCACGGAGACGGGUUUGGGGAUGUCCAAGAAGGAGAUGAGGCAAGGCUUUUCAAUCCAAGGCAAGUUGGACAAGCUGUGCCCACACUUCGCGCGUAUGGAAAAGCUGUUCGCUACGAGGGAUAAUGUUCGAGCUCCAGCAACAUUACAACUUGGCUCGCUUCAGCAACAUGCUACCGGACGAAAUGUGUCAGGCUCUAAACACGGCGAGGAGGACAAAGAAAACCGUUUUAAAGAGAUCAAUAGUGUUGAUAGCGGUGAUGACAGCCUCAACUCAAGUGGAAGUGACCCCAACGACCAAAACGACGAUCCCGAUGGACCCGCUGCUGGUGGCGCGGUAGCUGAUCUUCAAGAUGAUGAUAGCGCAGACGAACAAGAACCUUCAGAUUACGAACAUGAAGCAUCAAACUUGAACGCCCGAGCGAUUGAACCAGACAAUUUAUUUGAGCCGACCCCACCUGAAGGUGCUCUAUGGACUACAGAAGAAGAGGAUGAGCUACUCUCCGUGCCUUUCAUGCUAGCGUUACUUGGCAACGCCGCGCUGGACCACUCCCCACGGCAACCACAGCAACGAACAGACGCUCCUGCUAUCGGCCAAAGUGGUCCACAUCUAGUAGCCUCUAUCAGUACGGAGCCAACUGCGCUUCCGGAAGCCUCACGCACGACGGUUUCGACCACUCACCCCUCUUUCCAGCGCGGUAGAUCGCGCUCGAAGCUAUUAAAGAGAAAGUCACAAGCCCCAGAUACCAACUCUGGCAAAACGAAACCACAGAAGAAGAAGAAACGUUCAAGUUCCGGCAGCUCGGACUCUAUCGACAAGGAAAAGCCAAAGCGAAUGACUGCUCACGAGAGCAGAGCGUCACUAUCCUUUGCUUAUGCAAAAAAUGGAGAAGACAAAAUCAAUUACAUGAAGAAAAAGCUGGAGCUGGACGAAAAAAUGUGGAAGGAGCAGCGAAACGCAAACAAAGCCCAGCAGGAACGUGACCAACAGCUUCGCACUCAAGAACUGAAGGAGCGCCGAGCUGCGCGUCGUCAUGAUAUGUUUAUGUCACUGGUGGCAGCACAGAAGACUCCGGAUGAAAUCAAGACGCUUAUGGACCUCUAACAAACUGGACUGUAGCCGCCACCAUCGAACCCAUUUCGAAAGCAAGGUGUCUAUGACGCUCGCUAGUUUUCAGUUUUUUUAAGUGUUAGUGGUGCAUGCGUUCAUAAGUAUUGCUUACGGUUAAUUUCAAUUUUUACUAGCU
Molecule: messenger RNA, 1648 nt
Organism: Phytophthora infestans T30-4
Lineage: Eukaryota; Oomycota; Peronosporomycetes; Peronosporales; Peronosporaceae
Exons: 2
Coding region: 103-1506 (467 amino acids)
Source: RefSeq, a predicted model, not a curated record